Messenger RNA from Myzus persicae (green peach aphid), 2073 nucleotides. Its product is annotated as thioredoxin domain-containing protein 3 homolog. Bases 334 to 1941 code for a protein of 535 amino acids. The record is from RefSeq and is a predicted model, not a curated record. NCBI's taxonomy places the organism in Eukaryota, Metazoa, Arthropoda, Insecta, Hemiptera, Aphididae. The transcript has 11 exons.
UAGAAACAUCAAUCACCCAUUCGCCUAUUUCUCCAAUUAUUUCCAAACGAAAUUACUAUUAUUUGUCUUAACAAGUAGAAGUGGCUUGCAUAUGUUAGUCUUUUAAAUGUACUUAUAAAUUACAAGAUAAAAUAUAACAAUAAAAAAUAAUAGCCUGAUUGGAUAACGAAUUCAGAUAUUGGGGACUUAUGAGCAUUUAAAUUUAAAAUAUACGAGUGUCUAACUAGAAAUUCUGCCAAAUAGGCGUCCGAACUAGGCCUUCGGGCCUACUCCCGGACAUAGCGCCAUAUACAAAAAAGAAAACCUAUUUGUUUCAAAAAAAGAUCAGUACGAAUGGCUAAAAGAGGACAAAUAAUACUUCAAGAAGAAAUCAAUAACGAUGAUGAUUGGACAAAAGUUAUGGAACUCCAAGGAAUGUAUGUCAUUGACGUAUAUGCUGAAUUUAGCGGCCCUUGUGUAGCAAUGACAACAUAUUUAAAAAGAAUCAAAAUGGAAUUGGACAAUGAUAAUCUACAUUUCGCCAUAGCAAAAUGUGACGAAAUAAAUGUGUUAAAAAGGUUUCGACAUAAAAGUGAACCACAUUGGUUGUUUUUUUUUGAUGGGAAAUUGGUCAAUGUCAUUAUUGGCGUCGAUGCUUCUAGAUUAACACAAUUAAUAGUAGAGGAAGUGGAUCAGUAUGUUAAGUUCAAGAAUGGAGAAAUUCAUAAAGAGUUUAUACCAUUAAGUAAAGUAACCGAUGAGGAGCGAGAACAACAAAUGAAAAUUGAAAACUAUCAAAAACAGAGAGCGAGGAAAGAAAAAAAAAUUAGAGAUGGAAGAAUGAUGAAAAUAAAAGAACGAGCUUUGAAACAAUUUUCGUAUGACAUCCAAAUGCAAACAUGUGUCAUGUUUUUCCCCCACACAGUCAAAUACAUUAUGGUGGAAAAACCAUUGGAAGAGGGCGCCGAAGAACUCGAAGAACCACCUGAACCUGUGAUGAUAGAAAAAAGGGUAUGUGAGGUGGCCAACUCGUGUGCUAGUAAGUAUGAGGAACUGAUCGUUAUUGAAGCUAAAGAAGUGAAAUUGACGGAAGACAGUUUGUACCAGUUGUUUUUUAUGGAAAAAGAGUUUUUGGAAAGUUUUUCGGAAGAAUUGAUCGAAGAACUGAUGAAUAAAAAUGUGUAUUCUGUAAUGUUGUCAAUGCCUACUGUCAAACACGACACAACUACAGAUGAUACACCCGAAAAUGCACCUGUUCCCAUCGACCUAAUGGGGGAAAUAGAGCUAAAGUUGAGCACAAUAAUUUACGGUGGCGGAAGCCCGUUAAACCCUGGUCCGGAUUCACUUGCAGAUAUACAUGCGGUAGUAGACGAAUACGGACAAAAAAAACCAUCAGUAUACACUCCUAGGAAUCCGUUAAGUAAAGCUUCAGCGCUCACCAUUUUGUUCAAUAAAUUCUGCAGAAACCAUGGAUACGUCGCACCCCAACCUCCUUCACCACAGUACCUUAUCAUUUUUGAUAUCAACAAAGCCAACACCGUGUUACCAGUCAUCGAGGAUCUAGAAGACACAGUCGUCUACUAUGGGUUUUUCCGUAACGCCGAUCCCGAAAAAACCAAGUUACUGUGUAAAGACCCUGAAUUGUUGGAUAUUUAUGGCGCGGAGAGAGUUGGCAAAGAGGCCAAAUUGGUGUUGUCUGUGCUCAUGGACGACAAGGACAAAAGUCUGUUGCGGUUAGUCGAAUUGGGGCCGAUAUACGUGAGCCCGGAUCACGAAGUAGGCAUCGAUGACGCAAUUAAGUUUUUCCCAUAUGACUUUGACGAGAUGGAAGGCGAGAUAAAAUUGUGGCUGUCCCAGCAAACGGCGCAGAACGAGGAGGGUAUAGGCGAAGAGUAUGAAUUUGGCGAAGGUGAAGAGGGAAUUAUUGAAGAACAGGACUCCUCACACGUUCCAGCGAAGUAACUGUCUUCAGUAAACAUUGUGUUUUCCCACGGGUACCUACUGCAAGUUCGAUUAUUUUCAAUCAUUGGCAUGAAGAAAAGAAUAUAUUUUGGUCUAAAUAUUUAACAAUUGUAAUAAUAUGUGUAUACAAAU